This is a messenger RNA of Penaeus monodon (black tiger shrimp), 3164 nucleotides long. RefSeq names its product RNA-binding protein 26-like. Lineage: Eukaryota; Metazoa; Arthropoda; Malacostraca; Decapoda; Penaeidae. Gene Ontology annotation, cellular component: nucleus. The record is from RefSeq and is a predicted model, not a curated record. Gene Ontology annotation, molecular function: RNA binding.
GCAAAGUUUGGGACUAUUGUCAAUAUUCAGGUCCAAAAUGAAGGUAAUCCAGAGUCAGCCCUGGUGACAUUUGCAAGCCAUUCAGAAGCAAAUGCAGCAUACCGCAGUACAGAGGCAGUGCUCAACAAUAGGUUUAUCAAGCUAUUUUGGCACAACCCACAGAAUAAACCAGAUCGUCCUGGAAGUUACCCGUCCCACACUGUCAGACCUGUGCAUGACAGACUGGGCGUCAGACACCCUAACAAAACCCUCAACAAGAUGGUGGUGGAGCACACAAGUGAGGACAAAAAUGAAAAGGUGAUGAUCUCUCGAGGCAGCUUAGUCAAGACUGUUUACAACACUCAUGCCCUCCAUUUCACUCCCACCUCCCCUGUCAGUGGCCCUCCCUCUUUACCUGCCACAGCACCUGAUUCAACACAGACUGCUGCCGACAGUAAAAGACAAGAGAUUGAUGCAAUCUUAAAGCAGCGAGAAUUAUUAGCUGCUGAGGUUGCUGCUAAACAGAAGGUGGAAAAGCAGAAGGCAGAAGCUUUAAAGCUAAAAUCAGAAGUUGAGCAGAGGAAGAGAUUGCUGUUGGACAAACAGAUGCAACAGCUCAAGGUACUUGUAACAAAAUUUGACAAAAACAAGGCCACCAUGAAAGCAGAAGAGAAAAAAUUACUCCUAGAAACUAUCAAAUCCUUGCAAGCAGCCAUUGACACAACAAGAUCACAGCUCGUAGCAGGGGAGACUCCCAAAAGCAAAGUCCAGGUAGACAGAGAAAUACUUGACACUGAACUUGAGCUGUACACUGUCCAAGCUGAAGGAGGAGACAUUUCCAAGCUCCGUGCACGACUCAACCAGCUGAGAGCACAACAGCAGGCAGCAGGUUACCCAGCUUCAAGAUCUGCAAGACAUGCGCCAUAUAGCACUGCAAGGGGAGGCCAUUAUGGGCGAGGAAGAGGAGUAACGAGCUUGGCCCGAGGAGGUUUGAGAGGAAGGGGCAGGGGUAGAGGGUAUGGUGGACACUCAUUUUCAUCCGUUGAUCGAAGAACCACCAAGAUCAAUGCCUCUGGGUUUGAACGUGAAGAUAAGGAGGAAGUGUUGGCUCACUUUUCGACCCUAGGCACUGUUUCCGAAUUAUAUCUGGGAUGAUCAGACUCCAGCUGUAACAAUUCAGUACUCAUCACGUCGAGAGGCAGAAAAGGCAAUGUCAGAGGGUAGAACUCUUGGUGAUCGUCUUCUGACCCUUACUUGGGCCUUUGAUUCCCCCCUGCCUGUAUCCUCACAGGCGUCAGGAGGAGUGGCUGGAGGGCAUCAUGUGGCCACACAUGCAUACUCUAAUGUUGCCCCACACUCCACCACUCCAUCUCUCUCCCCGGAUGACACACUGGAGGAAAUCACAGAGGAAAUAGUGGAAGAAGUGGAAACCGAAGAAGGGGAGCACCCUGAACUCUUUUCAGAUCGUGGAGGAGGUAGAAUAGGUAGUAAAGAUGGUUAGAAAAAUAUAAUGGGGUGGAAGGCACAAAAUGAGGAGUGAAAUGUAGCAUUAUUAUAUUAUAUGGAGGACUCAUUUCAGUGAGGGUGAGAUGAGCCUGCUGAUCAUGUAUACCCUCCCUCCAUACCCCAUCGUUCAUCGCUCCUUGUGUAUAUCCACCCAUUUUCUCUCUCCCUCUGUUUUUAAUUCCAUGACUUGGUCACCUUGCAUUCAUCAUAGUGUAAACAAACAAAUCAUGUUGCAUAGGUAACUUGUCACAUCACAUGAAGGAAAAGUCAUGUAUGUCAUGAGAUGAAGUGAUAUUUAGCACGUGAUAAUAAGGCAUUCUUUCAUGGGUUCAUCUGUGGUACAGUACUUUAAAUGUAGGCUUGCUAAGGUUUAAGAGAUAUGUAAUCAUUCUGAAUGGAUGUGGGAAUUGACCUCAAAGGAAUAUUAUUAAGAGCUAUAUCUUUGACAUUGUUUAUUACAAUUAAAAUGUUGUGGAGGAAUAUACAGACAGAUGCAUUAAUUGUGAUGUGAAUUAUUAAAAAAAGUUUGAAAAUUAUUCUAAAUAGUGACUUGACAUAUAUGUGAACCUUUGACUGUAUAUAUAAUAUUCACUUGGGUUCACUAAUGGGUUGGCUUUAAAAAAAAUGAUAUACAAAAUUAAAGUUUUAAUAUAUUUUUCUUACUUUGCUUUAAAGUCAUUGUGGAGAUAUUUUUCCAGUUUCUUGAUAUAUUUUUUCUAUUAUGAACUUCUCCCCUUUCCCAAAAAAUGUGCAUGAUGACAGUCAUAAUUAGUUUAAGCUAUACUUGUCAAGAUGUAUAUCUUGAGUUCAGAUGUGACUGAAGCCAUUUGGAUAUGUAACUUUUCAAUGUUAUUAGUUUAUUUAAUGUGUUCUUUGUCAUAUUAGAUCACUGUUUAUGAUUAAGAUGAUUAAAUAUUAUCUUUUCUCUAGUUGGUGUACUGUAAUACAGAAUACUAUUAUCUAUUCAGUUAGAUAUUUAAUAUACAAGUCUGUAUGUAUUUGAUUUAUUCUCAUUUGAAAAGUAUUGUUAUCAAGUAUCGGCCACAUAUAUUUUUGGAAACGGGGUUGUGUGGAGUCCAUCUAGAAGGAAAAACAAGAAAAAUUAUUUGCAAAACAUUGAUAACAAAUGAAAACUGUUAAAUCUUCCUUUUGUCUGUAGAUUUUAUUAAGAGUUUACUCUGUAUCCUCCCAGAAAAAGAAAUCUAAAAUUGGUUUGGGUGAGAUGUGCUCUAUUAUUCAUGGCACAUAGUUAUUUGAAGGGUUAUUCCUAUAACCCAUGUGCUUCAUGUAUGCUUUCAAGGUAGAUUCGAAUUCAAUCAUGUCAACCAUCACACAUAAAAAAUUUAAGUAGCUGCUGAGAGAUAUAUUCUGACUAGGCCUUGCUGAACUGCUAUCAGCUAAAUUGCCAUUGAAUAAUCUGUCAGUUAGAAACUAUCAGUGUUAAGUAGAAUGGUUGGCUGGCCUUUCUUGUAUUAUAAGUGAAGUAUAUAGGAAGUUUAGGAAUAUCUAUAUAGCAGGGACAUUAUUUAUUUUAUUUUUGAUUGUUUAGAAUAUUUUUUUUUGUAAGUAGAGUCUGGCCUUUUCCUCGCAUGUUUUAUAGAAUUAUGCUUAGUGGACAGAAACUGGCACAGUGCUGUGUUCCAGAAAUGAAGCAGGAUAUAAAGGCCAGCAGAAGAGUA